Molecule: messenger RNA, 2076 nt
Organism: Brassica oleracea var. oleracea
Lineage: Eukaryota; Viridiplantae; Streptophyta; Magnoliopsida; Brassicales; Brassicaceae
Exons: 5
Coding region: 1-2076 (691 amino acids)
Source: RefSeq, a predicted model, not a curated record
AUGGGGCAACUGGUGAGAGUUGUUGUAGGUGAAUGGCAGAGACUUGCCCAUGGGACCUGGAUGUUCGACAUGGAUCACACACAAGUGAAAUACAAUAUUGUGUUGAGAGAGAAUGAGACUUACGGCGACUUGGUGGCUAUGGUGAGGGGUAAAUACCGAGUACUCCUUUCUGAACAUGUCGCCUUGACCAAUGAUUUCCCUGAGUGGAUGAAAGUUCCUGGAGACUACACCACACCGCCUGUUGACAUACUAGAAGACAAAGAUGUGGAGCUAUUCAUGGCAGUCAGGAUGGACUACGUUAACUUGACUUUGUGUGUGGCCUAUGGAAACGUGGAAGUUGGCCACUACCACACAAUGCGGAGGGAGGAGUUCGGGCUGACGGAAGACGGGACUGAUGUUGUUCCACCAAAACCAAUACUGUGGAGAGGUUUCCGUUCGGGUGGAUAUCUGCAAGUUAGCGAGGAGAAGUUGAUGACCAUCUGCAGCAGUGAGCAGAUGGUGGAAAUCCGUAGGAACGCCGUGCGUCUGACAAGGGAAGAGAUUUUUCAGCCCCUGAUAGUGAUUGAUGAAAACUCCUCUCAGACCGAUUCAUCAGAUGAAAUGGAUAUUUUCACACCUAAUGCUGAAGGGAUGAUCCGGCUUGAGGAAAUACCUAUAGAACCGCCAAUUGGAGCGAACCUAACAUUGGCGAUUACUGCUGCUGAUGACAUUACUGGAAGACGCGUGGAAUCCUAUGGGAAAGGCAAGGGGAUAAUAACUGGUCCAGACAUUACGGGUGGUCAGCUCUUCGUGCUGCAGAUGGGUUCAGGUUCCGGUUAUGCAAACACUGAGGGGGCUGAUGUGGCACUUGAGGAGGAUGUAGCUUAUGCUGGUGAGCAAAAAGGCAAAGAGGAAAUAGACAGCAAUAAUCAGCUCUAUGUGGGGCAAGUAUUUGUCGACCAGGAUGCUUUCAAGGUUCACAUGUCGCUCCAUGCAUUGGCUAACAAGUACAGAUACUUCGUGAGGAAGUCUGGGCCCGGAAAAGUGGUUCUGAAGUGCAGUGGAGUUAACUGUCCAUGGCGUCUGUACGCAACUAAAAUCAUAGGGUGCCCGCGGUUUGAAAUCAAGACAUUGGAUAGUAACCACCGUUGCACUGUUAGCGAGCGGGGGGAGUUUAGGAGACAUGCAACCUCAUCAAUUGUUGGAGGAAUGAUGAGGAGCAAGUAUGUUGGUACCGGGAGUGGCCCAAGGCCAGGAGCGUUGAGGGAGAUGAUGAAGACGGACCACAGUAUACUGAUAUCCUACUGGACUGCUUGGAAGUCCCGGGAGAUUGCCAUAGAGAAUGGGCGUGGAAAUGUUGAGGCAGCAUAUAGUGCUUUACCUUCCUACCUCCAGCAGUUGGCCGUUGCGAUUCCUAGGACUCUGGUCGCAUUGGAGACAAGCAAGGGACCAGGCGGUGUCCAGCAUUUCAAGCACCUCUUCCUGUCAUUUGGGGCAAGCCAAAAAGGAUUUGAUUUCGUGAGAAAGGUGGUCAUCAUUGAUGGAACGCACUUGAAGGGGAAGUUUGCAGGGUGUUUGCUCACAGCAAGUGCACAAGAUGGGAACUAUCAGAUAUUUCCGAUUGCGUUUGGGAUAGUACCAAUCAUGGACAUGGUUUAUCCGAUGGCUAAGCAUUGUGCUUGCUUGCUACAUCUCCAGAGAAACGUCCAGACCAUCUUCAAGAAGAAACAUUUGAUGUACCUUCUGGGUAGAGCAGCAAGAGCUUACAAGCUGGAGGAUUUCUACUUGCACUUCAACGAGCUCAAGGUGGUUGACGGCACUUGUGCGGAUUAUCUGAUCCGGGUCGGACUUGAGCACUGGGCUAGAUCGCAUUUUGAUGGGGCAAGGUACAACAUUAUGACAAGUAACCUCGUUGAGUCCUUGAACGCAGCACUGUCUGAGGCUAGAGAAUACCCCAUUGUCCCGCUUCUGGAGUAUAUUAGAUCAAUGAUGAUGGGAUGGUUCUCUUCGAGACGUGAUGCAGUAGCAAAGAACGUGGGGGCACUAACUCCGAAAGUUACUGAUAUCGUGAUGCGCAACUUCACAGACUCCACAUGA